UGCUGGCUGUCGGUUGGUUAAAUACGAUUGAUUAAUGGUUGUUAGUGGCGGUUUGUUGAGACCCGUUGUUUUUCGAAAGCAAUAUGAAAAAUUCCUUUGGCACUGCUUUUGUAAUUUGUACCAAAAUGUAUCAAUAUGAAGACAAUUCUCGAAGUUUACAUUAGCAAUUGCAACGCAGUUUGAAAUUGUGUACAUUGUUUGUCUCAAUUAGAGUUACGCGUUAUCUAUAAUUCUUUACAAUGGUUUUUAUUUUUAUACUAAACGUUUAUAGUAUUUCUACUUUAUUCUAGUCUUUAUUCUAGUCUUCUUUGUCUACAUUACAUUAUUGUAUGGUACUUUUACAGAAAAUUUUAUCGGAAAAAUUUGGAGACAUAAAAGUACGCUUUCUGAAUUAUUAGUAGUAAUAUACCGUAGGAAACCUUUCAUUGUUAUUACUUGGUUUGUAGAUAUUAUGGUAUCAAAUGUCUCAUUUUCUUCUAUUAUAUUUUGUCCCCCUGUGUAAUAUUUCUCUAUUUUUUGUAUUUUAUUUAUACUUUCUUACCUAGAAAAAUACAUAAAUUGUUUCUUCAGAGAAUGAUAGAAUGACAAUUUAAGAGAAUAUUUCAUCGUUGCAGCCGUAAAUUUUUUAUUUACCAACAUAUACAAUUUAAUCGGCUGUAAAUCUAUUAUUUGAAAGACAAAAUAGGUAUCGUCGAGGACAAUGCCGUGUCGUACAUAACCGUAUCAUUUGUACAAAUACAUAUGUAAACGUAAGCUAUACUUGCGUUCUUGAAGGAAAUAGUGCGAGUUGAAAGUAUAAAUAAUAAAUCGGAAAGAAAUCCAGGAACAUCAGUUUUGCGAGGGGUUGUCACAACGAAACAAAUACAGGUCGUAAUAUUUAUCGAGUAUUAUACAAUGCAGUUCUCAUGGAGAAACGAAGGGUUACAGUUGCUUUUGAGAAAAAGCAAACUGAAGAAAAAUUUAAAUAAUAAUUACAACAGUCAACGGAUGAAAUAAAUCGAAAGAAAUUACUACUGACUGAAGUCUAACGUACUUGAAAAUGUCUGUAGAGUGGAAUGCCGAUACUACGUACAUUUUAACACUUUAUAAAUAUCUUCUUGGUAUAAUUGGACUCUGGGUGCUAGAUGAAAAUGUAUUUUCGAGAAUUCGGUGGUUUAUGUCGACGAUGAUAGAGGUAUGUUAAACUUUUAGAUACUAUUAAGGUAAUUUACAUAGAACUUUUAUUUUAUUUCCUUAUUUGUAUGUAAUGCAUAAUAUUUUUUGUUUAAUUUAAAAUAAUAUAUUUUAUCCACACAGAAACACACACACACACGGAUUAAUAAUGCUUAUUAAUGCUGUUUUAUUAUAUAUAAAAAUUAAACCAAAACAUUUUAUAAAUAAAUUACAUAUUAUAAAAAACAAAAUUUAAUCAAAAUGUCAUAUUAUAUGUAAAAACUUAAUAUAUUUAUUUAUUUUUUUAUAAGCUAGCUAAGUGCAACAAUUAGUUUGGCUUUGGAAGUUAUUCGACAUUGUCGUGGUCAUGAAGAUGCAUUGGACGCUUUUCUAUCAAUGUCCACAUCAGUAACUAGUAUAGCAAAACUGCUUUUGCAUCGUGUGAACUGGAGACACAAAUUAAUUUUGGUGAAAUCUAUUAUCAAUGACUGGAAUUUAGUAGAAAAUUCUCACUCUCGUGAUAUUAUGCUAAAGUACGCGCGCAUUAGUAGGAUGGGAUCAUUGGUGUUUCUUUACUUUGGAUGUUCUUCUUGCAUGUUUCUCUUCUCCCCUCUUAUAUUCGCCAAUUUUAAUUUACCUUGGACCUCUAAAGAGCAAUUUUAUAACAGAACGAGCAACAAGAGAUUGCUUUUACCAGCUUAUUGCGUCUUCGGAAGUUAUACAUCUUUAACCUACAAUUUCAUUCAGAUCUUGCAGAUAUUACAAAUCCUUGUUAACUGUUUCUCACAAUGCGGAAAUGAUGGAUUCUUCUUUAAUCUUACAAUGCACGUGUGUGGGCAGUUUGAAGUUCUUAGAGUGGACUUCGUUAAAAUAGACAGCAGAAAAUUGUUUACUCGAAAAAGACUUGCUAUUCUGUUGAGGAGACAUCAUUGCCUUAUAUAUUUGGCGCAUCAUUUGCAAAAAGCAUUUAGUCUAGUUAUCUUAGCACAACUUUUAAUGAGCGUUAUUCUAUUAUGUGUUGAAGGUAUAUUUUAUUUUAACUAAAUCUGAUUUAUAUUUUUAUACGAGUCUUAAAACAAAGUAACAUAAUAUUUAACUGCUACGUUACUUAGUAAUAAUUUUUAUGCCAUACAAAAGAUAAAACUGAAAAAAGAUGAACCGAAAGCAGAUGAAAAGCACAACUUUGCUUUUAUUAUAAAAUGAUAAGAUGUACAAUUAACAAUUAAUAUUUUUUUUA
Molecule: messenger RNA, 2389 nt
Organism: Monomorium pharaonis (pharaoh ant)
Lineage: Eukaryota; Metazoa; Arthropoda; Insecta; Hymenoptera; Formicidae
Exons: 1
Coding region: 1549-2196 (215 amino acids)
Biological process (GO): sensory perception of smell; detection of chemical stimulus involved in sensory perception of smell
Cellular component (GO): plasma membrane
Molecular function (GO): olfactory receptor activity; odorant binding
Source: RefSeq, a predicted model, not a curated record